Messenger RNA from Eriocheir sinensis (Chinese mitten crab), 1468 nucleotides. RefSeq lists its product as uncharacterized. NCBI's taxonomy places the organism in Eukaryota, Metazoa, Arthropoda, Malacostraca, Decapoda, Varunidae. The coding region runs from base 109 to 966 and encodes 285 amino acids. The transcript has 3 exons. The record is from RefSeq and is a predicted model, not a curated record.
CCGCGGCCGCGCUCCGCAUGCAUGGCAAACACUGGGUAGGGGCGGCGGGUACUUAAAGCCGCCUCCUGUCGACCAGGGCAGUAGUGACACUUCCGCGUCGCUUACACCAUGUCGCCGCUCAAGGUUGUUACCGCCGUGCUCGCUCUCGUGGCAACCGGCGCCGCCCGCCCAGACCACGGGGCUAUUCCUGGCAGCGUCCACGAAGCUGCUCCUCAGCCGUCUUACGGAGCCCCGCCGACUCCUCCCCCGCCCACUUACGCCCCUCCACCCCCUCCUCCCCCACCCACUUACGCCCCUCCACCACCUCCUCCUCCCCCCCCCACUUACGCCCCUCCACCCCCUCCUCCCCCACCCACUUACGCCCCUCCACCACCUCCUCCUCCCCCCCCCACUUACGCCCCUCCCCCCCCUCCUCCCCCACCCACUUACGCCCCUCCCCCCCCACCUCCUCCACCCACCUAUGCCCCUCCAACUACAACCACUUAUGCCCCUCCACUCCCCUCCACUUAUGCCCCUCCACCCCCACCCACUUAUGCCCCUCCACCCCCACCCACUUAUGCUCCCCCUGUUCCUCCACCCCCCUCCACUUAUGCUCCCCCUCCCCUCCAACCUAUGCUCCUCCUCCUCAACCUUCCACGUAUGCCCCCCCUCCACCCAGCAAGUAUGGCCCCCCUGAGCCAGAGACACCGAAACCCGCUUACUCGUAUGAAUGGGUUGUCAACGACCACUACUCCGGCAUCGACUUCAGCCACCAGGAGAGCCGCGACGGCUACAACACCCAGGGCUCCUACCACGUGCUGCUGCCCGACGGCCGCAUCGAGAGGGUCACCUAUACCGUCAUCGGGGACGAGGGCUACGUCGCCACCGUUGAAUUCGAGGGCGAGGCCAAGAAGGUGGAGCCCUACGGGCACACGGAGGCCCCGACGCAGGUUUACACACAGCCGCCGGCGCCGGCGUAGAAUUUGAGUCGUGUCGCAGCCGUGACAGGGAGCGAGAAGAGGCAGUCAACGAACUUUCUUAAAGACGAGGCCAUAGCGAUUGACUCCUGUGUCAUUUGUGGUUUGUCUGUCUGGCUUGAGGCAAUAAUCUUUCCAGAAUUCGAUAUUGUUUUUACCUUUAGCUUGUUCGUGGAAUGAUGAAGUUUCACUCGACAAUGCAAAGCUGUUCGACGCUUCAAAUGAAAGACAACUUAAUAAAACCACUAAGACAACCUGCGUCGCCAGCCUCAUGAGGAGUUUUCUUUUUCCUUCCGCUCACACGGCACUGAGGCAGCGAUGAAUGACAAGUGGGUGAAUUCCUGAGUGGUGAGGGAAAAACAUAUUCCCGAACCUUUCAGUGACCAUCACAGAAAUUUGUUGUAAUUCUUGUCUCGAGUGGCUCGCGGGCACAUAUAUUCAACCAAACACGUAAAUUUCAUCCACCACUUUUUUAUUUAUUUGCAAUAAACCAAUAAAUUAAUAAAAUAAGG